This is a messenger RNA of Erythranthe guttata (spotted monkey flower), 1483 nucleotides long. RefSeq lists its product as uncharacterized. NCBI's taxonomy places the organism in Eukaryota, Viridiplantae, Streptophyta, Magnoliopsida, Lamiales, Phrymaceae. The record is from RefSeq and is a predicted model, not a curated record.
UUAUAUAUUUAAUAAAGAAGUUAAGAAACUAAUAAAAAAGCAUGUGAGGAAAUCAAGGGUUUUGCCCCGGUAUGCUAAAAACAAAAGAAAGGAUUACCACAAGUACUUAAAUUACCUAAACACCCUCACUAAAAACCCUCAUAUCCCCGAUGUGACACCCAAGACCCACAAAGGGUAUUAUCGACAUUAUGCUCCAGCCCUUGAUCAGCGAACAGGUGGCUGAAAACAUUAUCCAAUGGUAUUUCGGUAAUAAUGUCACAAAUCAAAGGGCAAUAAACACGGGCAAAUUUCUAUAAAGUCAAGGAGUGCAGGCUGCCCACAUUUCCCCUCAGGCCCUCUUCUCCCCUCCCCCAUUUCUCUCUCUCUCUAUAAAAUCCCUUUCUCUCUCUUCUCCGUCCUCCCUCCUCCGCUCAAUCCACCGCUCACGGCGGCGACGCCAAUCCUUCCGCCGUCUAUUUCCUCCAGAUCCACCGGUUACGGCCCAGAUUUAUAAUUUCCGAUAAUCACGUCUCGCUAUCAAUAAAUCUGUUCGUCGAUAUUUUUUCACGAAUUCUGAAUAAUUCUUUUUUUUAUUUCUUUUAAUUGAAAAUGCAUCUUCUUUAUUGGCUCUCGUCGUUUCUGAACUGUACUUGUGAUUCCUGAAGUUUUAACUUUUCUCUCUCUCUUUUUUAUUUUAUUUUUUUCCUUUUAAACCGUUUGGCAGUUUCCCAUUUUCAAUUUUUUCUUGGUCCUUUGCGCGUGAAUUUACCAUUUUACCCUUCCGAAGGCUCUCGCUGACGUGGCGUUCAGUGUUUUUACCUUUUUACCCCCGAUUCAAAUUAUCCGACGGUCACGAUGAGUUACCACCCCCGCAGAAUACUGACCCCUGGCGCUUCCACGUCACGGAAGCGUAAAGAGAUGGAGGCGUUCCAUCCUUCCACGUUACCGAAACCGUUAGUUCCGCAAACGUCCGUCAGUCGGGCCGUUAGUGGGAAGUUAACGAAGCCGUAUAAGGCAGCCGAGCAGCAGCCGGUGUCGUCCAAUCGGCUUCUAGCUGGUUACAUGGCAUACGAAUUCCUGACAAAGGGAACGCUGCUCGGGCAGAAGUUCGACCCGGCCCGAGCCGAGGCUGUGCCGGUGAACCAGCCAGCCGAUUCGAAGAAGAACAAGCAUAGCCAUAGCCAUAGCCAGCCGAGUAAGGAAGCCGAGCCGAGUGGGAAGUCGUCGAAGCCGCAGAGCUAUGCUGAGGUGGCGAACUUGCUGAAGAGCGACGGGGUCCACAUUCCUGGAGUAGUCAACCCCGCGGAAUUAGCCAGGUGGAUUCAGAUGUAGUCUCUUUUCCACACGUGGAAGAAAGCCAUUGGUUGUAGUUUGGUGGUCCACGUGAUGUUCGUGUAGCUGCACUGUAACUGUAGAAAUAUCCUGUACGUGAAGCUCAAAUUCUCUCUCUCUAAACAACGAAAUGCAACCUUGAAAAUCUGAUUCUGCUUUUCUUUUUUGUUGA